Molecule: messenger RNA, 5597 nt
Organism: Rhineura floridana
Lineage: Eukaryota; Metazoa; Chordata; Lepidosauria; Squamata; Rhineuridae
Product: zinc finger protein 420-like
Exons: 2
Coding region: 1130-2638 (502 amino acids)
Source: RefSeq, a predicted model, not a curated record
UGGGGCGGCUCGCGAAAAAAAAGAGGAAAGGGCCUUCAACACACACAUACCCCAGUUUCUGCCUCAUAGGUAGAAGGGUGAACUAUCCAAACCCGCCUGCAUGGUUUCUCUUGCAGGCUACUCUUUGUACCGUCUCCCCUUGGAGAAGGGGAGAGAGAUCUCUCCAUUCCCCGCCCUCCAACCAAGCAAGACUGUGUCCUCAUCACGGAACACCCCCAUCUUGCACAACAAGCCCGGGGAAAGGGCUAGGUUGAUCUCGGAGGGAAGGUGGUGGUGGGGAUCAUGAAAAACAGAAGCUCCCUCCCAAAAAACCAGGCGUGUCCAACUGCAAAGCGGUCCCCAUACCUCUUAUUUUCCUUCUAAACUUAAAAUCUCAAGACUGGAGAAAAUUAACUUCCAGCUCCUGAAGGGGAAGGGGCUUCUCCAGGCGCCCUUUUGAGGGUUUGAAUGGUGACAAAAGCUGCCAGAUGCAUCUCCCCUUCCCCACCCCCCUAAAAAUUGGCUACUUGUGGAUUAGGGCUCUUUUGUGUUGGUGCCCACCUUGCUUAUUUCCAGACUCACAACUUGCCUUCAAAACAUUUACAGCUGGAGGUCCUCAUAGGGUUAAGUAUAGAAGAUUACCUGACAGCCCUACAAAGUGAGCCAGGGUGAGAGCCUGUGUGGUGGUGUCCUAUUGAAGACCAGAGAGACCCAGGCUCAAAUCCCUGUUCAGCUACAUGGCUCCCUGAGUGAUCAUAGAAUAGUAGAGUUGGAAUGGGCCUAUAAGGCCAUCAAGUCCAACCUCCUGCUCAAUGCACGAAUCCAAAUCAAAGCAUUCCCGACAGAUGGCUGUCCAGCUGCCUCUUGAAUGCCUCCAGUGUCGGAGAGCCCACUACCUCUCUUGGAUGUUAUGUGCCUUCAAGUUGAUUAUGACUUAUGGUGACCCUAUGAAUCAGCAAUCUCCAACAGCAUCUGUCGAGAACCACCCUGUUCAGAUCUUGUAAGUUCAGUCAGGUGAGUGGCAGGACACGGAGAACUAUUGGGAGCCAUUUGUGCUGUCAAGCCUGAAGCAACCAAGCAUGAAGUCGGAAAAGAGUCAAUAGGAAAUCAAAGGAAAGACAAAAAAAGCAUUAAGAAAACAAAUUGCAGAAUGGGAGUAAGAAAAGGUCAUUGCAGAAACCACAAAGAGGAGAAACCAUAUAAAUGCAUGGAGUGUGGAAUGAGCUUCAGUAAUAGUGGAAGCCUUACUUUACAUCUAAGAAUCCACACAGGAGAGAAACCAUAUAAAUGUGCAGAGUGUGGGAAUAGCUUCAGCACUAGUGGAAACCUCACUAAACAUCAAAGAACACAUACAGGAGAGAAACCAUAUAAAUGCAUGGUAUGUGAAAAGUGCUUCAGACAGCAUCAACAUCUUGCUUCACAUGAAAGAAUCCAUACAGGGGAAAAACCUUAUAAAUGCAUGGAAUGUGGAAAGACUUUCAGUACUAGUGGAAAGCUCACUUCUCAUCAAAGAACCCACACAGGUGAAAAAACAUAUAAAUGCAUGGAGUGUGGAAAGAUGCUCAGUGAUCGUGGAAGCCUUACUGUACAUCAACGAACUCACACAGGGGAGAAACCAUAUCAAUGCAUGGAGUGUGGAAAAAGCUUCAGAGACAGUGGAGGCCUUAAUUCACAUCUAAGAACCCACACAGGGGAGAAACCAUAUCAGUGCAUGAAAUGUGGGAAAAGCUUCAGUUAUAGUGGAAGACUUACUUCACAUCUAAGGACCCACACAGGAGAGAAACCAUAUAAAUGUAUGGAGUGUGGGAAAAACUUCAGUGAUAGCGGAGGUCUUGCAAAACAUCAAAGAACCCACACAGGAGAGAAACCAUAUAAAUGUUUGGAGUGCGGAAAAAGCUUCAGUGAAAGUGGAUACCUUAAUAAACAUCAAAGAACACACACGGGAGAGAAGCCAUAUCAUUGCACAGAGUGUGGAAAGAGCUUCAGUAAUGGUGGAAAACUCACUUUACAUCAACGAACCCACUCAGGGGAGAAACCAUUUAAGUGCAUGGAGUGUGGAAAAAGAUUCAGUGACAGUGGAAGUCUUGCAAAACAUCAAAGAACCCACACAGGUGAGAAACCAUAUGAAUGUAUGGAGUGUGGAAAAUGCUUCAGUCAAAGUGGAAACCUUAAUACACAUCAAAGAAUCCACACAGGAGAGAAACCAUAUAAAUGCAUAGAAUGUGGAAAGGACUUUACACAGAAUGAAGCUCUUGUUUUACAUCAAAGAACCCACACAGGGGAAAAACCAUAUGAAUGCAUAGACUGCAGAAAGUGUUUCAGCAGUAUUGGAAAGCUCACUUCACAUCAGAGAACACACACAGGGGAGAAACCAUACAAAUGCAUAGAAUGUGGGAAAAUGUUCUGUGAUAGUGGAAGCCUCACUUCACAUCAAAGAACUCAUACAGGGGAGAAACCUUAUAAAUGCAUGAAGUGUGGAAAGUGUUUCAGCAGUAGUGGAAACUUCUCUAUACAUCAAAGAACCCACACAGGAGAAAAGGCAUAUGAAUGUGUAGAGUGUGGAAAGAGUUUCAGUACUAGUGGAAAGCUCACUAAACAUCAAAGAAUCCACACGGGAGAAACCACAUCAAUGCAUCAAGUGUGGAAAGAUGUUCAGUGAGAGUAGAAGUCUUAGUGUUCAUCAAAGAAUCCACAUGGGAGAAACCAUAUGAAUGCAUAGAUUGUGGAAAGAGUUUCCACAGUAGUGGAAACCUCACUAAAGAUUAGAGAACCCACACGGGAGAAACUGUAUACAUGCAUGGACUGUGGCAAAAGCUUCAAUCAUAGGUCAAAUCUGGCACAACAUAAAAAAAACCCACAGAUGAGAAACUAUAUAAAUGUAUAGAGUGUGGGAAUAGCUUUGGUCAGAGUGGAUACCUUAAUACACAUCAAAUUACCCAUACAGGGUAGAAACCAUAUUAAUGUAUAGAAUGCAGAAAAAGCUUUACUUAACAUGAAAGAACCCGUACAGGGAAAACCAUAUAAAUACAAGGAAUUUAUGUGAGCAGUAGCCUUAGUUUACAUCAAAGAACUCGGACAUUGGAAACAUAACACUGCAUGAAGUAGUGAAAGAGCUCCAAUGAUAGUAGUAACUUUAAGAGCUAUCAAAGAAUCCACAUUGGUGAGAAAACAUAUAAAUGAAUAGAAUAUUGAAAGAGCUUCAGUCAGAUGAGAAAGAAUCCACAUGGGAGAAACCAUAGAAAUAUUUGAAAGGUUGAAAGAGCUGUUCUAGUGGAAAGCUUACUUUAUAUAAUGGAACACAUACAGCAGAUAAAUAAUUUAAAUGUAUAAAAUGUAUUCUUACUCCAUAUGAAAAUCCACUUAAAGCAAAAUAUUAUUUAAAUGCAUAUUCUCUGGAAGAUGAUUCAGUCACAGAGGAAGCCUUAAUACAGUGAAAAGACAUAAGGAAGAAACAGUUUGAAGUAUGGCACGUAUAAUGAAUUUAUAUCAAAUCAUAUUGGAAAGGCCUCUUCCAAAUCUCCCCUCCUCUUUAAGUCCCCAGCUGUGGAUGAAACAGGGAACACAGGAAGACUUGGAAAAGGCUUUAAGAUAUCCCCCACUCUAGUUUGAUCAAAUGGGCGUGCAGGAGCUGUUGUAAAGCCUCUUUAAAAUAGUGUGUAGAUGCGCAAGCUGCUUCAGUUGGCGCUUUUGCAUCAGACUUUAAUCCCCACACAGUUGAUGAGCAGAGAUUAAGUCCUGCUGCCUUGGCUGUGCAAUCCUGUUCCCUGAUGGGAACAGGAUUGCACAGCCAAGACAGGAUUAAACCCUGUCCUCCUGCCCAUCAGCUGACAUCACUAGUGAUGUCAGCAAGUGGGUGUGGUUUGGAGAAAAUGGUCUUGAGGGCCAAAUGGGACCCCAUGGGGGCCAUGCUUGGCCUGGAGGCCUGAGGUUCCCCAUCCUGAAGUAUCCUCCUGCACCAGUUCUGCAGGAUGGGUGUUGGGGCACAGAGUAUGGUGGUUCUAGCCCUACUUGUAGCAAGUAACAUUGAGAGAAUGCUCUGUGGCCCUCUGGCAUUUGUGUUAUGGGGCACUGUUUUGUCCCCAGUGCUAUUUAACAUCUGGUGGGAGCAAUAACUGUGUGGGGAAAACUACACUUCCCAGGAUUCUUUAGGGGAAGUCAUGCCCUUUAAAGGUGAGUUGGAUGUGCUUUAAAUGUAUUGUGUGGAUCUACUUAAUAAACUUUGCCUGCAUGUAAAUCGUUUUACCAUAUCUUGGCACAGUCAUUAACCAAAAUGGAGACAAUAGUCAAGAAAUCAGAAGAAGGCUAGGACUGGGGAGGGCAGCUAUGAGAAAACUAGAAAAGGUCCUCAAAUGCAAAAAUGUAUCACUAAACACCAAAGUCAGGAUCAUUCAGACUAUGGUAUUUCCGAUCUCCAUGUAUGGAUGUGAAAGUUGGACAGUGAAAAAGGCGAAUAAGAGAAAAAUCAACUCAUUUGAAAUGUGAUGUUGGAGGAGAGCUUUGCGCAUACCAUGGACUGUGAAAAAGACAAAUAAUUGGGUGUUAGAACAAAUUAAACCAGAACUAUCACUAGAAGCUAAAAUGAUGAAACUGAGGUUAUCAUACUUCUCACAUAAUGAGAAGACAUGAUUCACUAGAAAAGACAAUAAUGCUAGGAAAAACAGAGGGGAGCAGAAAAAGAGGAAGGCCAAACAAGAGGUGGACUGAUUCCAUAAAGGAAGCCACACCUGAACUUACAAGAUCUGAACAGGGUGGUUCAAGACAGAUGCUCUUGGAGGUCACUGAUUCAUAGGGUCUCCACAAGUCGUAAUCAACUUGAAGGCACAUAACAACAAAUUGUUUUAAUUAAUUUUUUAAAAUGGAAAUGAGCUAUAACGUUUACUGGGUGACUGUGGGGUACUCACCAUCUCUCAGCCUAAUCUACCCCACAGGAUGAAAACAACAGAGGGGAACUAUGACACCAUCUGUCGGGAAUGCUUUGAUUUGGAUUCCUGCAUUGAGCAGGGGGUUGGACUUGAUGACCUUACAGGCCCCUUCCAACUUUACUAUUCUAUGAUUCUAUGACCACCUCGAGGAAGAAGGGCACACUCAAAAUGUAGAGAAAGUAAUACUGUACAACCAUACUGAUACUUAUUGGGGUAUAAUAUGAAGAAAUAUUUAUAUAAGCAUGACUGUCAAAGAUGUUUAUUAUUUACACAACCUGUAAAUAUAUUUGUAGUGCAAUCCUAUGUUUCUUUACUCAGAAGCAAGUCCCAGUGUAUUCAAUGGGGCUUACUCAAACAGAGAAGCGUGCACAGAACUGCAGCCUCAAGUGAUAAGGAACUUUACUCACCCAACCCAAAAUUCAGAAUCAUGCCACUUUAAGCUGUUUUGCAACUGUUUAUACUUGAUUUUUAUGGUUACUGCAUUUUAAAGGGAUUUAUUUCUUGUUGUGAACUGCCUUGGUUUCCAGUUACCAACCCUACCUCACAGGGUUGUUGGGGAGAGAGACACACACACACACAGACACACACGAGAUGUAAAAAUACAUUGACCCCAUAUAAUAGUUUCUUGUCAAAACCAGUUGGUCAUUACAGAACAUUUUUUUAAAAAAUCAGUAUUCUUUUCCUACAUAAUAAAAG